Osmerus eperlanus (European smelt) is the source of this 1689-nucleotide messenger RNA. It is a transcript of the gene pcsk2, whose product is annotated as proprotein convertase subtilisin/kexin type 2. NCBI's taxonomy places the organism in Eukaryota, Metazoa, Chordata, Actinopteri, Osmeriformes, Osmeridae. Gene Ontology annotation, cellular component: neuron projection; membrane. Gene Ontology annotation, biological process: peptide hormone processing. Gene Ontology annotation, molecular function: serine-type endopeptidase activity. The record is from RefSeq and is a predicted model, not a curated record.
CCCGAACGGAGGAGCUGAUGAAUUAUAGAUGGUGAUAGAAAGCUGAGGAUGCAGGUUUGGUCCCAACACAUCCCAUCGACUUAUAGUGCCCACAGCAAGCCAAACAUUGCUUCAACGAGACGGUCCAAGUUCAACUAGCUUCGGCACCUGAGGAGGAGAUGUAUCUGAAUCUCUGAUUUCAACCACCUCUUUAGAAGAGCAUCCCGGCAGAAGAAUUCACUCCGACAGGCACACCUUCACAAGGCUGACAUGAUGCGCUUAUCUUUUGGACAUGGGACAGCCGUCGGAUUGGUGUUAUUAAACGCACUAUUCCUUGCGACGCAAACUGCUGAGGAAGGAAUCUUCACAAAUCAUCUCUUGGUUCAGCUGCAUGAAGGCACUCAUGAUGAAGCGCAUCAACUUGCCACAGAACACGGGUACCAGAGUGUCCGUAAGGUUCCCUUUGGAGAGGGGCUUUUUCACUUCUAUCCCCAGGACAUCCCUCAGAGACGUAGCAAACGCAGCACUCGCAACCGACAGCGUCUCCAGAAGGACCGUAGGGUGAAGAACGUCAUUGACCAGGAAGGCUUUGGCCGCCAGAAACGAGGCUACCGGAACAUCAAUGAUUUGGAAGUGAACAUGAGCGACCCUCUGUUCUCCAAACAGUGGUAUCUGAUAAACACUGGUCAGGCAGACGGGACCCCGGGGCUGGACCUGAACGUGGCAGAGGCCUGGGAGCUGGGCUACACCGGGAGGGGGGUCACUAUAGCCAUCAUGGAUGAUGGAAUUGACUAUCUUCACCCGGAUCUUGCUUCCAACUAUAACGCGGAGGCCAGCUAUGACUUCAGCAGUAACGACCCAUACCCUUACCCCCGCUACACGGACGACUGGUUUAACAGCCAUGGGACCAGGUGUGCAGGGGAGGUAUCCGCUGCAGCCAAUAACAAUAUCUGUGGAGUUGGAGUGGCCUACAACUCCAGGGUGGCAGGAAUUCGGAUGCUGGAUCAGCCCUUCAUGACGGACAUUAUCGAGGCGUCUUCCAUUAGUCACAUGCCCAACAUUGACAUCUACAGUGCCAGCUGGGGCCCCACUGAUGACGGCAAGACCGUGGACGGGCCCCGAGAGCUUACCCUCCAGGCCAUGGCUGAUGGGGUUAAUAAGGGACGUGGAGGAAAAGGCAGUAUCUAUGUAUGGGCCUCAGGAGACGGCGGUAGCUAUGACGACUGUAACUGCGACGGUUACGCCUCCAGCAUGUGGACAAUCUCAAUCAACUCAGCCAUCAACGAUGGGCGCACGGCCCUCUAUGAUGAGAGCUGCUCCUCCACGCUAGCAUCCACCUUCAGCAAUGGACGCAAGCGGAACCCAGAGGCUGGGGUGGCCACCACAGACCUGUAUGGCAAUUGUACCCUGCGGCACUCUGGGACCUCAGCGGCUGCACCUGAGGCUGCUGGUGUGUUUGCCCUGGCGUUGGAGGCUAACCCUGACCUGACGUGGAGGGACAUGCAGCACCUGUCUGUGCUGACCUCCAAGAGGAACCAGCUACAUGAUGAGGUGCACCAGUGGAGGAGGAACGGCGUGGGCCUCGAGUUCAACCACCUGUUUGGGUACGGCGUGCUGGAUGCCGGCGGCAUGGUGAAGAUGGCCAAGGAAUGGAAGACUGUCCCCGAACGCUUUCACUGUGUGGCCGGAUCGAUCCAGGAGACCCAGUGA